CGAGUACGCGCCGACGGCACGGAUACGCGCACUCCAGAUUCCGUCCUCUGUUAGACAUGGCGGCGGAUCUAAACCCAGACUGGCUCUCUUGCCUGCCUUCUUCUUGGAGUUAUGGGGUUACUCGGGACGGAAGGAUAUUCUUCAUCAAUGAAGAAGCCAAGAGUACGACCUGGCUGCAUCCCGUCACCGGAGAGGCCGUCAUAACGGGGCACAGAAAAACCCCAGAUUUACCAACGGGAUGGGAGGAGGGAUAUACGUUCGAAGGAGCCCGCUGCUUCAUCAAUCACAAUGAGCGGAAGGUGACCUGUAAGCAUCCCGUCUCUGGUCUUCCGUCACAAGACAACUGCAUCUUUGUCGUCAACGAACACGUGACUUCUGCAAAGCUUGUCCACCCCGUUACAGAUCCUGGUACAGUCAACCCUGUUACGGUCAACCCUGUUACGGUCAACCCUGUUACGGUCAACCCUGUUACGGCCAACCCUGUUACGGCCAACCCGGUUACAGACCCUAUUACAGACCCUGUAUCAAACAGGCCAAAGGCUCCAGAGCAGGCUCCAUCAGAGGAGAGUGACAGAGUGAAGAAGGAGCGCCCGGUGAGCACCAUGAGCGAGGCAUCUAACUUCACAGGAGGGUCAGACUACAGCACCUACCCUGGCAGCAGCCCCGCCACACGGCCUUCGAGGUCUUACAAAAAGGUCCACAACUUUGGCAAGAGGUCCAACUCUAUUAAGAGGAACCCCAAUGCCCCGGCGGUCAAGAGCAACUGGCUUUACAAACAGGACAGCACGGGGAUGAAGCUAUGGAAGAAGAGGUGGUUUGUGCUGUCUGACAUGUGCCUGUUUUACUAUAGAGAUGAGAAGGAGGAGGGCAUCCUGGGUAGUAUCCUGCUGCCCAGCUUCCACAUCUCCAUGCUGUCUGUCGACGACCACAUCAGCAGGAAAUACGCCUUCAAGGCGACCCACUCCAACAUGAGGACCUACUACUUCUGCACAGACACGGCCAAAGACAUGGAGUCCUGGAUGAAAGUGAUGACGGACGCAGCCCUGGUCCACACAGAGCCAAUCAGAAGACUGGAUAAGUUGAAGGUGGACCGCUGCUGUCCCCAGGAGGUGAACAACAUCCUGAACCACAACCGGGUCCUGACCAGGCCAGAGAUCCAGAACAACGAGAGGAACCGUGAGCCGCACCAGCCCUCCCUCACCCGCAGCAUGGACCACACGGACGGGGACAGGAAGCACAACACCCUCCAGAGAGAGAGGGAACGCUACACGCUGCAGAGAGACGGCGAGAGAUACUCCCUUCAGAAAGACGGGGUGAGCUACACGCUACAGAGAGACGGAGAGAGGUACCUGUUGCAGAAAGACGGCGAGCGGUACGCCCUGCAAAAAGAUGGGGAGCGGUAUUCCUUGCAGAAAGACGGAGGCGAACGAUGUGCUGUGCAGAAAGAUGUUCAGAUGGAGAAGUACGCACCUCAGAAAGACGGGGAGAAGUACUUGGUACAGAAAGAUGGAGAGAGAUAUGCACUGCAAAAAGGAGAGCGAUACACCCUCCAAAAAGAUGGACAGAAAUACAACCUCCAGAAAGGGGUAGAGAGACAAACGUCUAUGACUGAGAAAGAUCGGUCAGAUCGUUAUGGGACCCUUGAUGAAAGGCAGAAGUAUAAAACCCUACGGGAAGGAAGUAAGUGUGGUACCCUGAGGGAUGGAGAUAAGUAUGGGACGCUCGAUAAGUAUGGUACCCUUAGGGAAGUGGAUAAGUAUGGAACCCUCCGUGAAGGGAACAAGUAUGGAUUCCAGAGGGAUGGCAGUACUGAGAGGCCUCUGACUAAAAUCAACAGCAUCAAACUCCAACCAGCCCAGGCAGCAGCCAUCGCAGCAGCAGUUACAGCCUCCCGCCAGGUACAGGUCUCCCAGCACAUGGCCCCACCACAGGUCAACGGCUCUGGGGAGCGGGCUGGGGACCACAGCCCAGGGGAGGUGGUAGGCACCCUGGGGAGAGGAGCAGGAAAGGCCCAGGACCCGCCUCCGAACCAGACCCAGAACCAGCAGGCCCAGGAGCCAGAGAAGAGUCUGACCAGAACCAACUCCAUGAGGCAGCUGGAGAACUGGGUUAGGACCCAGAGGACACAAGAGGAGGAUGAUACCAGGAGCAUCACCUCCUACCAGACCUUACCCCGCAACAUGCCCAGCCACCGUGCCCAGAUCGUUCCCCGCUACCCUGAGGGCUACCGUACCCUCCCCAGGAACAUGCUGUCCCGACCUGAGAGCAUCUGCAGCGUGGCCGGCUCCGUCUACGACCGCGCCCUGGCUCCCACGUCCAACUCAGACAAGAGGCGCUCCAUGAGGGACGACACCAUGUGGCAGCUGUAUGAGUGGCAGCAGAGGCAGGCCUUCUCCAGGCAGGGCCCACCACCACCAGGCCACUACGGGACCCUGCCCAGCCCCAAGACCAUGGGGAACAUCUCUGUGCACCAGGGGGUGGCCCACUCCAUCCCCACAUCCCCCUCCCAUGGAUCCCUGGCCCUCUACCACACCUUCUCCCCUCCGGGCCAGCACCGCAGAGACAACCCACCAGGAUCAACCAGGUCCGAGGUGUCCUCACCCGUCUUCAGAGGGGACCAAACUAUGACUAUAGACCGCAGGCACAGGACUCACCUCACCAAGUAUAACUACCCACCUGACCGCCGGUCCAUGCCAGCAGGCAUCCCAGUGCAGACCAUUACCCCACAGUCACUACAGGGCAAGACGCCAGAGGAGCUGACCCUGCUGUUAAUAAAGCUGCGUCGGCAGCAGGCUGAGCUCAACAGCAUCCGGGAGCACACUGUGGCUCAGCUAAUGAUCCUUAGCAUGGAGGGGCCCAACGCCAAGAGUGAGGUCCUGUCUCAUCACCUUCAGAGGAACCUCAUGUAUCUGGACAGCCAGACGAAGGACAAUGAGCCGUUAAUCUUCAUGAUUCACACUAUGAUUGAGAACUCUGCUCCAAGGCCUCAACUGUACCAGCAAAUCAGCCCCGAGGACUACAAAGACAACUCCUACAGCCACCAGAGGCCAGAGGACAUAGACACUAAGCUGAGCAGACUAUGUGAGCAGGACCAAGUGGUGAGAACACAGGAGGAGAAACUACAGCAACUACACAGAGAGAAGCACACCCUGGAGACGGCUUUGCUGUCUGCCAGUCAGGAGAUAGAGCAGAGCUCUGACAACCCAGCAGCUGUACAGAGCCUUAUACAGCAGAGAGACGUACUGCAGAAUGGACUGCUCAGUACCUGUAGAGAACUGGCACGGGUCAACACUGAGUUGGAGCGGUCGUGGAGAGAGUAUGAUAAAAUGGAGUCUGGCGUCUCUCUGGCCAAAACCAACCUGUUGGAACAGCUAGAGGCCCUGGGCAGCCCACAGACGGAACCUCCCAGCCAGCAGCAUGUCCACAUCCAGAAGGAGCUGUGGAGGAUCCAGGAUGUGAUGGAGGUUCUGGCCAAGAACAAACCCCAGAGGACCACUGACACUGGUUUCCUUGGUUCCAAACCCAUCUCAAACCUACAGAAGAACGAGCCGGUGACCUCGUUCCGGUCACUCUGUCCUCUCACGGAGGGGGACCGUCAGCCCCCCCGCCCGCCCCUCCCCCAGUCCUACGGCUCAACAGAGCGCCCUCCCGCUGUACCCCCUUCCCUCCCCUCGGGCACCCGUCCGCCACCACACACAAGCAAGCACGGCCAGAGGAACGGAACACACAGCAGUCAAGGCCCAGACUACCGUCUGUAUAAGAGUGAGCCAGAGCUGACCACUGUAGCUGAGGAGGUGGAUGAUAACAACGGAGAGGACAAUGACAAGGACAGACUACAGACAGGGCUGACCACUGACAAGGAGCCUGCGGCCACUAAAGUCCCAUUAGGAGUACCAGUCUACCCAGUGGGUAUCGUGCCCCCCAGGACCAAAUCCCCCAUGAUCCCCCCAGAGUCCUGCACCAUCGCCUCCUACGUCACCCUGAGGAAGAGCAAGAAGUCUGACCCCAGGACUGACCGUCCUCACAGUGCGGUGGAGCAGACGUGCGGACCGGGAGAGAGGGAGAGUGGCAGAGCCAGGAUGAGUGUAGAGGAGCAGCUGGAGAGGAUCAGGCGACACCAGCAGGCCUCGCUCAAGGAGAAGAAGAGAAGUAGCAGCAGUAUUUCCCCCUCACGCUCUCCAUCCUUCUCCAAGGAGAACCCCUUCAUUACACAGGUCAGGCGAGAGGUGGUGUUCUCCAGAGGCACACAGGAGCUGGAGGCAGCACUGCAAGACCUGGAGGAGGUCAGAGACCGAGUUACAGAGCAGCUGGAGAGGGACAGAACUGCAGCCGUGGAGCUGGAGAGAGACCGAGGUGCAGAACUGGAGCUGGAGAGAGACAGGGCUGCAGCAGCUGCUGAAGAAGAAAUGGAGAGGGGUCGAGCUGCAAUAGAAAAACUGGAGCGAGACAUGACUGAGGUGGCUGCAGUGGUGGAGCAGGAGAUGGCCAGGACCGCUGUGGCUGUAGAAGAGGAGUUGGACAGGGCUGCAGAAUUGGAGCUGGAGAGAGACCGGGCCGCAGUAGCAGCAGCUGCAGAAGAAUUGGAGAGGGCUAGAGCUGCAGCUGAAGAACUAGUCAGAGGGAGGACUGCAGUGUCUCCAGAAGAGGCGCUGCAUAUUGACACGGCUGCAGUGGUGGAGUUGGAGAUGGAAAUCACUGUGGUGGAGGAGAUCAGCUACAGAGCUGAGGAGGUGGAUGUCAUCCCUGUCCCCAGGCUGAGUGAGGAGGAGCCACAGCCCCGGACGGAGAGCUCCAACAUGGACACAGAGGUGUCAGAGACCCAGGUGAUGGUGAUAUCAGAUCAGGGUGUGAAGCCCUUGUAUGUACAGUACCUAAUCCCUGGACAACAUCAACAGCAGGGGGAGAGGGAGACAGAGAGGAGAAAUACCCACACUCCCAGCACCCUCAUUCCCCACAACAGCCCAGACAUUGACCUUUGUGAGCAGUGACUCAUAAGCGAUGCCAGUCUGAAGAUCCAAGAUGGCAUCCUACAGAGCCAAGAUGGCACCAGUCAGCCUGCACAGAGCAUGCCCAGUAGCUCUCUGUGUGUGUACAGUAGAAACGACUGUAGCCAGACAGACAGAAAGAGUAGAUCCACAGGCCUGCUCGUAUUACUUACUGCCUACACAAUAACUGCGAUACAAAACUCUCUCAUUCACACAGAGAUCUCAGAGGACAAGAUAGUAUUACAGGGUGAUAAUUGAUUAUUAUUACAGGUAUUAUGAUGGUCUGUUAUUUUGGACAUGUUCUGUGAGGAUGCGUUGAGUGUCUAUGAGCUGAGCACUGCUGUAACGAGGAGGGGACUGUACAGUUGUAAAUAAGAACAUUAGAAGAGUCUCACACUGGGAAGAUCUCAAUUGCAUACUCCUCGCGUCCUGUCUCCUCGUCUCCUUCUCAAAACCCACUGGAGGAGAAGGUCAGAGGGGAGGGACCUCUGGCUUUCUCAUCCAAUGGGUUUUGAGAAGGAGACGAGGACCUGAGGACUCGAGGAGAAUGCAUUUGAGAUCGUCACAAGCAAUGGAGAGGGCCAAGCAACAAAUCUACACACACGAAGGCAGUGCUUUACUUUAAUAUUCUCUUACGGGUUUAAUUUUUUUUACUGGUUUUACUCCCAUAUACGUUUUUAACCUGAGGCCCUAAAAGUUUAAUUUUCCACAUAUUCUACACUGCACAUUCCCCCAUUGUUCAUACACAUUGUUAAUAUAUAAAUAUAUAAAACAUAUAGAAUGAACUAUCUAUACAAUGGGUUUAUACUUCAAUAAGGUGCCACCAUAUUGCUGCUGAUGGACAGAGUUUAAAUAUUUUAUUAAGGUUGUGUUUAUUUAUGUCGGGAGGAUCUGGUCGCCGCCGACAACCACAUGUGAAUGUCCUGGAUUAGAAUUGAUCUGCUUCUCUGUUUUUAUUCUUUCUUUCUAUGGCUGAGAUAUAUUUAAAGUAAAAUAUAGAUGAAAGAUAAAAUAGUUUUAUGAGAUUAGGGGUUGUGUGUUAGAUUCUGUCUGGUUGUGUGUUAGAUUCUGUCUGGUUGUGUGGAGUCCUGGACAGAGAGAAGAGAAUAGCACAUGUAUAAGCAAUAAGCAGGCAUUUUGUUCCUCUAGGACUUCAAAUAUAAUGUACAUAAAUGUAAAGUUUCAUUGUGUAAAUGAUGUACACCAUAGAAAGAGCAGAGCAGAAAUUGUAACUGAGGUUAUUAUUAUUAGAGUUAAUAUGCAAAAUGUUCAUAUCUCAUCUGUUUUAUAUCAUGUGAAAUAAAUGUUGAUGUUCUUAA
Oncorhynchus tshawytscha (Chinook salmon) is the source of this 6304-nucleotide messenger RNA. RefSeq names its product pleckstrin homology domain-containing family A member 5-like. The record is from RefSeq and is a predicted model, not a curated record. Gene Ontology annotation, biological process: signal transduction. The transcript is spliced from 29 exons. Gene Ontology annotation, cellular component: cytosol. Lineage: Eukaryota; Metazoa; Chordata; Actinopteri; Salmoniformes; Salmonidae. Gene Ontology annotation, molecular function: protein binding; phosphatidylinositol-4-phosphate binding; phosphatidylinositol-3,5-bisphosphate binding. Bases 57 to 4988 code for a protein of 1643 amino acids.